AUGUCCAAUACUGAAACAAGUAAAUUAUAUGAAAGUGUCAUUGAAGAUGUCAUAAAUGAUUCAAGACAAGAUUUUGAAAAUAAUGGUAUUGAUGAAAGUACAUUACAAGAGUUGAGAAGAAUAUGGUGUGAGAAAUUGACACAAUCCGGAGUUGCAAAAUUCUCAUGGGAUGAAGAAGAAGAGGAAGAAGAACCAGUUGAACAAGUAGAUGUAGAUGUUGAAGUUGGACAAUCAGCACAACAAGCAGCAGAACAACCACAAGCUGCAAUUAAUGACACUGGAGCAACUGAAAGUAAUACAUCUGCUACAACUGAAACUACUGUCAAAAAAGAAGCUACUGCCAGUAAUUCGGGAUUACCUGAUGCUCAGUUAUCUUAUAACACCACUGAUAGUCUAGGAAUAGAAAUACCAUCGAUACUGCGAGAGAAAGCCAAUGGUACAGAAGGAACCGAUAAAAAUGGUGAUGGUGAUGGCGGUGAUAAUCAUGGAUUAAUUGUUCCAAAAAUUGAACAAGCUGAUGGUCCAAUUUUUUUCGACAAUAAACAAUUCAAAUCCAAUAAAAAAUUGAGUCAAGUUGAUGGUGAAUCAGAAUUUGAUGAAUUUGAAUCCGAUGGUGAUUUAUCUGAUGAUAUUAAUUCCGAACUUGAUUCUGAUUCUGAUAAAGAAGAAGAAGAUGAUGAUGAGGAAGAAACCAAUUUUGCUCUUUGUCUUUUUGAUAAAGUACAAAGAAUUAAAAAUAAAUGGAAGAGUACAUUAGUUGCUGGGAUUGCUAAUAUUAAUGGGAAAGAUUAUGUUUUCCAUAAAGCUAAUGGUGAAUCAGAAUGGUAA
Molecule: messenger RNA, 828 nt
Organism: Candida albicans SC5314
Lineage: Eukaryota; Fungi; Ascomycota; Pichiomycetes; Serinales; Debaryomycetaceae
Product: transcription initiation factor IIA large subunit
Exons: 1
Coding region: 1-828 (275 amino acids)
Biological process (GO): transcription initiation at RNA polymerase II promoter; transcription by RNA polymerase II
Cellular component (GO): transcription factor TFIIA complex
Source: RefSeq, a predicted model, not a curated record